GCGUCAAAAAUGUAUACUAAUCAACAGCAUGUUGUUGAAAAGCGGGGCGGAAAAUGGUGGAAAACCCUUGCGGAAAAAUUGUUAAAAUAACGCAGAUUCGAGCAAGUCAUAAUAUAUUGGAUGGGAAGACGGCUGAACAAGGGUGAAGCACAGGUGACGUGUCACCCACAGUGCCACCAAUACUAUACGUGUCUAGCCAUGCUGGGUGUCAUCAUCUUCGACCGUCUGAACGACGUCAUGUUCUCUCACGGGGACGAGAAGUUUGAGGAGCACAUCCGGUGCAUGGCGGCGCGAAAUGGCCUCUUCUACCCGGCCUAUUCGGACACGAUGCCGGAGACGCGUGGGGAGCGCGCGGACGUGCUGCUGCAGUUGUUCUCGCCGUUCCUGGCGUCCCAGCGCAUCAUGGCCAUGGAGUUCCGCGACCCCUACUCGGAGGUCGAGUGCGAGGACGGACUCGUCAUGGUCUUCCACGAGUACCUGACAUACCAGUGCCUGUGCCUGUCUCGUCACUCGACCCUCUCGCCCCGAAAGUACGUCUCUGCCGCCGUCAGCCUGGCCAAGCUGCUCUGUGGCCCCGUGCUCAGCAGGCUAAAGUCGGGAGACGGCUCACUGUCACAGAUGCUGAGCGCCAUGCUGAUGUCAUACUGUCAGCUGCAGCGCUCCAACCAGGCCUACCACGUGGAGGCGGUGGAGAGACUCAUCAUCGGCGACCAGGUCCAGAACAAGAUGGUCUCGGUGCUACAGCGUGUGGUGGCCAGUCUGCCGUCCGGCUCGCGCUCCCACGCCUUCCUCACCGUGGAGGGUACCCUGGUGAGCCUGUACUCAGGUCGUCACGUGGCCGAACUCUCCCCGGCGGCAGUACUCAGUCUGCUGGUACUGGUCCACGCCGUGUCACCGCGAGGAGGAGCCGCCGGCACAGACUCGAGCGGUGACCCUGAGGUCAGCAGUGGCGGCGGGCCCGCCUCCGACCCGGACGGAGGGGGCGGAGGACGGGCCGACUCCCAGGUGCACGAGGAGCUGUGUUUCCUGUCUGCCAGCCGGUCACCCCUGUCACCGUACCUGGUGUACGUGGUCCACAUCUGGUCGGGCACGGCACUGGUUAUCGUCAGUGAUCUGUGCAUGACGGACGUAUCUGGCGGCCUGUGUGAGGCCAUCGAGAGCCUGGCGCGUUACCAGCAGGCGGUGACGCCGUUCCAGCGGGACCAGGUGUACGCCCACCUCAAACACGGGCUGAUGGCGCUCUUCUCGUGUGCCAAACAGAUCAGGCACUCGCCUGAGGUCCGCUCUCUGCUCUCCCGACUGCAGAGCCAGUGGGACCAGCUGCGCCGUCUCCGGGUGGACGCGGCGCUGUGCAGCGGCCGGCCCGUGCCGCCGCCCGUCGACCAGGGCCUGGCCACGCUCUCCCGUACACUGGAGGCCGCCUUCGAGGCCGUGUGUCACGUGCUGCCGGAGCGGGUCACCCUGCCGGCCGGCCAGCUGCUGCAGCGAGCCGAGACCGUGCAGCGCGAGCUCAGUGACUAUCGGAGUUUCCUGCUGGCGCGCGCCGUCAGUAACGCCACGGUGGAGACACGCUCCCACCUCAACAUCAGCCGCUACCUGGACAAUUUUCCCGACCUCGUCCACUUUAUCUACGUGGACCGCAGCGUACACCUGAUGACGGCGCCCUCCACCCGGCCCCCCGACGGCCGACACGACCUCACCGACACGGUACGGAAAAUGAUUGACCUGGCGUACCAGUACCUGCGGGAGGGCCACAUGAGCAUCAUAUGGCGCGACCAGCGCUACAGCUACGGACACUUUCUCUGGUUCGAGGAUGCCAUGGGUAACCCUCAGAAGGCCCGGGAGAGUCCGCGCCGGCUGAAAGCGCUGUACGCUGACUGGCAGCCGGGCAUCCUGGCGCGAGACUACUUCAGCGCGCUGGUGGCCGUCUGUUUCCCGGAGGCGGCGCCCGAGGAGGUGCGCUGCUACCAGCUGUUCCUGGUUCACCGCGGACCCGUCCAGUCGGACCGCGUGCUCCAGCAGUCGCAGCAGAUCGCCAAAACCGUCUGGGAGGUGUCUGGAGCCGCCGCCACGCCGCUCGAUCUGCUAUAGACACGCUGCUACACAGCUAGAUAUCUACUAGAGACGCACCUUCCCCGGUAGAUCUUCGCUAGAGCCGCAGCUACACAGCUAGAUCUGUUCUAGAACCGCCGCCACGCCGCUCGACCUGCUCUAGAGACGCUGUUACACAGCUAGAUCUUCGCUAGAGCCGCAGCUACACAGCUAGAUCUUCGCUAGGGACGUCGCUGCUCCGCUAGAUACCUGCUGUGGGGCUACUUACAGGGAUACACCGCUGGAUAGCUGUUCUGAAGACAUCGUCGCGAAGGUGGAUGUCUGUAAGGGACGUCGCACUCCGCUUGUCCCGUUCAAGGGGCGUCAUUGUGUCACUAGAUCCUCUCCAGGGACGGUGCUUGGUUUUGUGUAGAGGCACUGCGUCGUCUUCAUAAUCGCCUGAUGUUAUGUGUGUUUUAGUUUAUUGUCGGAGGGCUAUUUUAAGCAGGCCUGCUGUGUGGCUCCUGUCCUCCAGACGUCCAGGCUGGGACUUCUCCGGAACUGUCGCCAGCUGGUUGCGGUCCCGUCCCUUAUCUGUCCUUUGUUGCCAUGUCUCCUGUCCCUACUCUCUCCCCCUCUCUCCUCUCUCCUCUGCCCGGUCGCCGACCCGACCUCCUCGGUUCCGUCCGCGGUUCGUUCAGAUCACCAGUCAGCCUUCUGAGCCGACUGAGCCGGCGGCCGAGCCGCCGCGGCUGGUUGGACUAUUUUUGACGUCAUUAUAGCUUUCCUGUAACGGCAAUUAUGGCAUUCCGUGGAUAGUUAGAGUAUAUAAGAAUAAUUUAUACAAUUACAGUGUUCUUGUAAAUGCUCUCGAUCAUUUCCUAGAUACAAUUGUAGGCUGCAAUUGGCGAUCGGGAAUAUUAUUAGAUGCAUAUGGCACGCGAAAUUACAUUAUUUGUAACUGGGUGCUCCUUACAGUAUAUUUAUAUUGCUAUCAUUACGAUCAUCCCACCCAACAUGUGCUGUGAGUUACUUGAUGCUAAAUGUCAAUCGCCUUCGUUUUCUCGGGAGGCCACAGUUGUGAAGCUUUGCGGGACCAAACGUCAUUUACAAGCGGCUGCAUGCCUUGUGCCAUGUCGUCCUUUUUAUAUUCGAUCGAUGAAGGUUCCCUUGGAGCCCCGCGUGGUGCUCUACCCACACCCAAUCACUGCUGUACGAAUCAGCCUGAUCCUGAGUACGUCUGCCUGAGUCUGCGGUCGUAUAUGCGUGAUUGGUUCGACAGUGCCUGUUGUUGCUAGCUCUACUGUAAUACACCCCAGGGUACCGACGGUGGGGUCAUAUCGAGCGUUAACUAAGCUCACCACCGCUGUAUUACGGCGUAAGAAAGGCGGAUGCGUAUGAGAGCCUUGUGAAUUUCCCCGGGGCCAGCGCCGUUGGGGAAAUGCUCGGCCCACGUGGACUGUGGUACCUACGUGGUGGUAUGUUUGUGUUUUCUAUUGAGAGACGGCGUGAUUGCUCUUGUCACGUCGCGUCUCGUCGCCCUCCACCCGGCCGAAAUCUGCUGUGUGUUGAGGAAUGGACUUAGGGAAAUGGCCUCCGCGGUGAUUCCUAGAGCGUGUGACGGUGUGAUGAUGUGCACUCAUAUAAAUACGUGGAGAGAUUGAGAUUACAUUUAUCGCAGCGAUGAAUUACGUCAAGUGUGCCCCCUGAUGUACGUCGUGCUAUUUUUAGUCCCAUUUGCCUGUGAUGAGAGUGGAUGCCUCAGAAAUGCGCAGUAAUGGUGAAGGUAUUCUGGGAUUACGAGUUGGAGGAAAUGUAUCAAUCAAAAGUAGAUCAGCGAAGUCAUUAAUGUGUGGUUGCAUUGAUGGAUAAAUGGGUUCAUUUUGUGCCAUUCCAUUAUGCAAACGGGUGGUGUGAUUUUGAAGUACACAUAAAGAGUCGACAAUAAUCGAAAAAUAAACGUAAUUAUAUCCUA
Molecule: messenger RNA, 4006 nt
Organism: Amphibalanus amphitrite
Lineage: Eukaryota; Metazoa; Arthropoda; Thecostraca; Balanomorpha; Balanidae
Gene: HPS1
Product: Hermansky-Pudlak syndrome 1 protein homolog
Exons: 13
Coding region: 121-2091 (656 amino acids)
Biological process (GO): vesicle-mediated transport
Cellular component (GO): BLOC-3 complex
Molecular function (GO): guanyl-nucleotide exchange factor activity
Source: RefSeq, a predicted model, not a curated record